This is a messenger RNA of Octopus bimaculoides (California two-spot octopus), 2008 nucleotides long. Its product is annotated as kynurenine/alpha-aminoadipate aminotransferase, mitochondrial. Gene Ontology annotation, biological process: biosynthetic process. NCBI's taxonomy places the organism in Eukaryota, Metazoa, Mollusca, Cephalopoda, Octopoda, Octopodidae. Gene Ontology annotation, molecular function: pyridoxal phosphate binding; L-kynurenine:2-oxoglutarate transaminase activity. The record is from RefSeq and is a predicted model, not a curated record.
AGUAGUCGAGGGUGAGUGUUUGGUAGUUUUGCGAAGUACGUCGUGUGAACACACUGAUUAAACCCCCGCUGCGUAAAUUAUAUAUCCAACGUGUGUCAAGGAUAUAAAAGUGGUGACAAGAUAUACGAAACCAAAGAAAAAUUCAUUAACAUGGAAGAUUUGUUGGCUCGCAUGGUACAGUUGCAACAGCAACAACAGCAGUUACAACAACAACUACUACAGCAACAACAGUAGUUACAACUACAACCGCAACAACAACAAUACCAACAGUUACUGGAAAUAAUAUUUGAAGAAGUUUGAAAACACUUCAGGUUCGUUCUUGUCAGACAGCAGAGCAAAUUCAAGUGGAGAAUUUAUUCAUAACCAAGAAGAAGGUACUGCUUUUUCUGCAUAUUUCAGAAGAUACGAAGAAAUCUUCAAAAAAUAGUGUAAAAUCUGGAAUGACGAGAAGAAGAUGUGACUACUUUUAAGAAAGUUAUCCAAAAAUACAGUAAUUAUAUUCUGCCGAAGAAACCAGACAAGUCCAACUUCAAAUAUGAAUUACAAGCGGUAUUUCAACAAAACUAGUUUGCACAGAAAACCCUCCAUAAUUAGACUAUUAAGUGACAUCUUUUUUGAGAAUCCAAAAGAAAUUAUUUCUAUGGCUGGUGGUAUGCCAAAUGACAGUUUAUUUCCAAUACUUUCUGGCACCUUCAAACUUCGAGAUGGUACUUCGCUCACAAUAAAUGAAACUGACAUGGCCAGGGCAUUACAAUAUUCAAUGACAGAAGGGUUUCCAGAAUUAAUAGAAUGGAUCGUAAUGUUGCAAAAGGACAUCCAUGGGUUGCCACUGCAAAACUGUACGGAUGAGAGAAAGAGUAAAACAAUCAUCACCGCUGGCAGUCAAGAUGGUUUAUCGAAGGUGUAUGAAGCAGUUAUUGGUGAAAAUGAUUACAUUCUAAUUGAAACUCCUUGUUACUCAGGAACUUUGUGUGCUAUUAAACCUCUUCGACCCAGAUUUCUUAAUAUCAGCACAGACAAAGAUGGGAUUAUUCCUAGUGAACUAUUACGAGCUCUCUCACGAUGGUCUCCACUUGAUGCCAAAAAUCCGAACAGUGACAUACCGAAAAUUCUUUUCAUGGUACCAACUGGUGGAAAUCCAACAGGUAUCAACUAUUCUUUGGAACGAAAGAAGGAAAUCUAUGAAAUUGCCAGAACUUAUGACUUAUUAAUCAUAGAAGAUGACCCGUAUUAUUACCUACAGUUUUCUAAGGAUUAUGUUCCAAGCUUUUUGUCAAUGGAUGUUGAUGGCAGAGUUCUUCGAUCAGACUCUUUCUCAAAACUCCUUUCUGCAGGACUGCGGUGUGGUUCUUUAACAGGACCAAAGUAUGUCAUUGAACAAAUAUUGUUACAUAUGCAGACAUCAGUGGUCCAUGCCAGUGGUUUGACCCAGAUGUUAAUUCUCAGAAUACUGGAAAAGUGGGGAUUAGAUGGUUUUAAGAAACAUGUUUUGAAAGUUGCUGAGUUUUACAGUGAACGUUGUCGGUUUACCAUAGAAACUGCUGAAAAGUAUUUAAAAGGUAUUGCAGAAUGGGAUAACGCAGCUGGGGGUAUGUUCCUCUGGUUGAAGCUGAUUGGAGUCACAGACACUUCUCAACUUAUAAUGGAGAAAGCACCAAAGAAAAAAGUUCUCUUUCUCCCUGGAAAUGCCUUCUCGUUUGAUGACACAAAACCAAGCCCUUAUAUAAGGGUAGCCUUUUCUAAAAGCUCUGACAAAAACAUAAUUAUAGCUUUUCAACGUUUGGCAGAGUUGGUGAAGGAACACAGAGGUUAUUGAAUGACAAUUCUAUUUGUGGUUCAUUGUUAUGAAUAAUUACAAGUUGGUAACUAAUUACAGAUUGUUGGCUGGAUGAAAACAAUAAAAUAUUCAACUUAGCAUACUUUUUUCCUUUCUAUUCUGAAUUAAAAAAGUGAUUGGAGGCCCCAUUUUUCACCCCAAACAACCAAUAAAAUAUAUAGUGAUAAUAUA